AUGAUUUUCUUAAUGUUUACUUCGCUGCUGGAGCAUGGGAGCGCCGUUGCAGGGAUCCCCAUGCUGUACCCCCUCAGUACUCUCUGUAAGUUCUGUGACGUGGAGCUGUCGUCCUGCAACGGGACCGGGACCUGUGUGACCAACUGCGGCAUCACCUCCAUCUGCGCCCACCACACAGAGGUCUGCGUCGCUAUAUGGAGGAAAAAUGAGACCAGCUCCUCCAUCGAGACUCUGUGCCAUGAACCAACCAUUUCUCUGUACGGAGUGAUGCUAGACGACUACAACAGCUCCACGUGUGUGAUGAAGGAGAAAAACACGACCGGAGGAGCCGCCUACAUCUGCUCCUGCUCUAAGGACGAGUGCAACGACAGGCUCUCAUUCCCGCCCAUUGUUGAUGCCACCGAGGAGACCCAGUUCCUCUCCGUGAUCCUGGUCAGCCUGCUGCCGCUGCUGCUGGUGGGGCUGGUGGUGCUGGGCAUGUUCUACUGGUACACAGUGUCCCGUCAGCGCCUGAGCCCGGACUGGGACAGCGCGGUGAAGAAAAGGAAGGUGGGGGGGCUGGACUGCAGUGAGAGCUGUGCCAUCAUGAUGGACAACGGCUCCGACAGCAGCUCCACGCACGCCAACAACAUCAACCACAACACCGAGCCUCUGCCCAUAGAGCUGGACCAGAUGGUGGGUAAGGGCCGCUUUGCUCAGGUCUACAAGGCCAAGCUGAAGCAGACCACGUCGGAUCAGUUCGAGACGGUCGCAGUGAAGAUUUUCCCAUAUGAAGAAUACGCCUCCUGGAAAACAGAGAAAGACAUUUUCUCAGACACGGACCUCAGGCACGAGAACGUCCUGCACUUUCUCACAGCCGAGGAGAGGAAGGUGGAGCGGCAGUACUGGCUCAUCACUGCCUUUCACUCCAGAGGGAAUUUACAGGAGUACCUGACCCGCCAUGUGAUCAGCUGGGAGGACCUGCAGGUGCUGGGCAGCUCUUUGUCCCGAGGAGUGGCUCACCUCCACAGUGACCACCUGCCCUGCGGACGGCCUAAGUACGUCAUUGUCAGCCACCUGCAGUUCAUGCUCAAGUUUCAUCACUCUUGA
Messenger RNA from Knipowitschia caucasica, 1089 nucleotides. NCBI's taxonomy places the organism in Eukaryota, Metazoa, Chordata, Actinopteri, Gobiiformes, Gobiidae. The record is from the annotation of a GenBank genome assembly.